Molecule: messenger RNA, 1411 nt
Organism: Caenorhabditis angaria
Lineage: Eukaryota; Metazoa; Nematoda; Chromadorea; Rhabditida; Rhabditidae
Source: the annotation of a GenBank genome assembly
AUGGAGGGAAGGGAAUCGAAUCGACUCGAAUCGGUUCGAAUCGGUUCGAAUCGGUUCGAAUCGGUUCGAAUCGGUUCGAAUCGGUUCGAAUCGGUUCGAAUCGGUUCGAAUCGGUUCGAAUCGGUUCGAAUCGACUCGAAUCGGUUCGAAUCGGUUCGAAUCGGUUCGAAUCGACUCGAAUCGGUUCGAAUCGACUCGAAUCGGAUCGAAUCAAGCGGGUAGCUAACAAGAGUCAAGCGGGUAGCUAACAAAAAUUUUUUAAAAAAAGUUACAGAUUUGGACAAAUCCAAAAAUGUAAAAAAAGCUUAGUAAGCCACCCAGAAGCAACUUUAAAGCUAAAAAAAUUGAAAGAAAAUUUUUAACACUGUUAAAAAAGGCUUAGGCUUAGUAACCACCCAGAAGUAACUGUGAAGGCGAAAACCCCAAUUUUUCAUUCCAGAUUUUUAUUAAAAAUUUAAAAAAAAUGGAGGGAAGGGAAUCGAAUCGACUCGAAUCGGUUCGAAUCGGUUCGAAUCGGUUCGAAUCGACUCGAAUCGGAUCGAAUCAAGCGGGUAGCUAACAAUCGACUCGGUUCGAAUCGGUUCGAAUCGGUUCGAAUCGGUUCGAAUCGAUUCGAAUCGGUUCGAAUCGGUUCGAAUCGGUUCGAAUCGGUUCGAAUCGAUUCGAAUCGAUUCGAAUCGGUUCGAAUCGGUUCGAAUCGACUCGAAUCGACUCGAAUCGGUUCGAAUCGACUCGAAUCGACUCGAAGCUUUUUUUACAUUUUUGGAUUUGUCCAAAUCUGUAACUUUUUUUAAUCGGAUCGAAUCAAGCGGGUUAGCUACCCGCUUGACUCUUGUUAGCUACCUGAAUCGGUUCGAAUCGGUUCGAAUCGGAUUCGAAUCGAUUCGAAUCGAUUCGAAUCGAUUCGAAUCGAUUCGAAUCGAUUCGAAUCGAUUCGAAUCGACUCGAAUCGAUUUCGAAUCGACUCGAAUCGGAAAAGUUACAGAUUUGGACAAAUCCAAAAAUGUAAAAAAAAGCUUAGUAAGCCACCCAGAAGCAACUUUAAAGCUAAAAAAAUUGAAAGAAAAUUUUUAACACUGUUAAAAAAGGCUUAGGCUUAGUAACCACCCAGAAGUAACUGUGAAGGCGAAAACCCCAAUUUUUCAUUCCAGAUUUUUAUUAAAAAUUUAAAAAAAAUGGAGGGAAGGGAAUCGAAUCGACUCGAAUCGGUUCGAAUCGACUCGAAUCGGAUCGAAUCAAGCGGGUAGCUAACAAUCGACUCGGUUCGAAUCGGUUCGAAUCGGUUCGAAUCGGUUCGAAUCGGUUCGAAUCGGUUCGAAUCGACUCGAAUCGAUUCGAAUCGGUUCGAAUCGGUUCGAAUCGACUCGAAUCGGUUCGAAUCGACUCGAAUCGGAUCGAAUCAAGCGGGUAG